AUUGUGGCUUUCUUCAUAUCUGUUGCUGUCUUACUCUUGGUACCGUCUCGCAGGGAAACUUCUCUGUCUGUUGUUGAGAAGGCAACUCGCUUUAAGAGAAUCGACCUCUUCGGAGUAUCUCUUUUGACAGUCGCCUUGAUCCUGCUUGUGUAUGCUGUCACAUCUGGGUCUAUCAAUGGUUGGCGCACCGCCGGUGCUAUUGCACCGCUGAUAAUAUCAGUAGUUUUGGCAGUUAUCUUCUUUGUCUGGGAGGCUAGGAUUGAAGAAAGUCUCGCAUCCUUACCUCCGAAGAUGUGGUUUUACGAGAACUUCAGCAUCAUCGUUGCUACGGCGCUCAUACCCUUCAUGUGGUGGGGAACUGUGCAAAUGCUCCUCUCUUGGUAUUGGCAGGAGAUAUUCGGAUGGACCACAAUAAUGACUGCUGUACAUUUUUUGCCCAUCGGCCUUAUGGGGUUCCCUGUCGUGGGAGCCACCAAUAUUAUGCAGAAAGUUCUCCCGCUGAAGUAUGUCAUGCUCAUUGGACAGAUUCUGUGUCUUGUGGGCACGGCUCUUCUGGCUUUUGGAAACUCGCCGCAUCGCUAUUGGUCCUUCGUUUUUCCAGGACUUCUUGUUGGCACGUCAGGGAGUACAAUGAUUUUUGCCACCGUAAAUAUGGGAGUCUUCGCUGUUACCCCUCCUGCAGUCGCGGGCAUGGCAGGCGCCAUUUUCAACUGCGCCCUUCAAGUAAGCUGCGCUGUCGGCACUGCAGUCAUCACUUCAAUUCAGAUCAGCGUGGAAGCUGAACACGGAGGUCCUCGAUCCUUCUAUGGACGCUCUGCAGGCUUCUGGUUCAUGUUUGCAUUUGUCGCAUUCAUAACUCUCUGCGUGGUAGUAUUCAUGCACAACACUUUGCCACCAAAGAAAGGGAAGGUUGAUACAAAUUCUCAUAAAAGUGAUCCCCAUGAUGGCCUGCCCGAAAGUAAGCUUCCAGAUGACAGUGUGUUGCCUGUAGUGUAG
Messenger RNA from Gloeophyllum trabeum ATCC 11539, 996 nucleotides. RefSeq lists its product as uncharacterized. Gene Ontology annotation, cellular component: membrane. The record is from RefSeq and is a predicted model, not a curated record. Lineage: Eukaryota; Fungi; Basidiomycota; Agaricomycetes; Gloeophyllales; Gloeophyllaceae. The annotation marks the transcript as partial. The transcript has 5 exons.